GAACCCUGGCAUUUUUUCUUAACUCAACAUCCUCAAAGCCCUAGCGCCCCUCUCUUUGUCUAACUUUAUCCACACACUACCUCCCAAGCCAAACCAUAAGCAAUGGCAGCCGCCGCUGCUGCCGCCCGACCUCUGGUCUCCGUCCAAGCCAUAGAAUCUGACAUGGCCACUGACGCCGCCCCAACCGUCCCUCUCGCUGAUGUAAUGAAAGCCUCGAUCCGUCCCGACAUCGUCACCUUCGUCCACGACAACAUCUCCAAAAACCGCCGCCAACCCUACGCCGUCUCCAAACGCGCUGGUCACCAGACCUCCGCCGAAUCCUGGGGUACCGGGCGUGCCGUCUCACGUAUACCCCGUGUUCCUGGUGGCGGUACUCACCGUGCUGGCCAAGGUGCUUUUGGAAACAUGUGUCGAGGAGGUCGCAUGUUUGCUCCUACCAAGAUCUGGCGCCGCUGGCACCGGAAAAUCAACGUUAACCAGAAGCGUUACGCCGUUGCUUCUGCCAUCGCUGCCUCUGCUAUUCCCUCCCUCGUCAUGGCUCGUGGCCACCGCAUCGAGGCUGUGCCGGAGAUGCCUCUGGUUAUAUCUGACGCUGUGGAAAGCGUGGAGAAAACCUCGGCUGCAAUUAAGGUUUUGAAACAGGUCGGAGCAUAUCCUGACGUGGAAAAGGCUAAGGACAGCCAAGGAAUCCGACCUGGAAAAGGGAAAAUGAGGAACCGGAGGUACAUUUCCCGUAAAGGUCCCUUGAUUGUUUACGGAACAGAGGGGGCAAAGCUCGUUAAAGCCUUCCGUAACAUUCCUGGAGUCGAGGUUGCCAACGUGGAGAGGCUCAAUCUAUUGAAACUUGCUCCUGGUGGACACCUUGGAAGGUUCAUCAUUUGGACCAAAUCGGCUUACGAGAAGCUUGACUCGAUUUAUGGGUCAUUUGAGAAGCCUUCUGAGAAGAAGAAAGGGUAUGUCUUGCCUCGCGCUAAGAUGGUGAAUGCUGAUUUGGCUAGGAUUAUUAACUCUGACGAGGUGCAAUCGGUCGUGAAGCCCAUUAAGAAGGGGAUCAAGAGGGCACCUUUGAAGAAGAAUCCACUUAAGAACUUGAAUGCUAUGCUGAAGUUGAACCCUUAUGCAAAGACUGCUAGGAGGAUGUCUCUUUUGGCUGAGGCACAACGUGUUAAGGCUAAGAAGGAGAAGCUUGACAAGAAGAGGAAGCCCAUUUCUAAGGAGGAGGCAACAGCAAUCAAGUCAGCGGGCAAAGCAUGGUAUCAGACUAUGAUUUCUGACAGUGAUUACACUGAGUUUGAGAACUUCUCUAAGUGGCUGGGCGUAUCUCAGUAAUUUAGUUUUUGCUUUAGAAAUUCCCGCAGACAAUGUUUGUAUCAGUUUUGUUUCGAUGUCCACAUUUUAUUUCUUUUGCUGCUUCAAGUUGGGUGGAGGGAAUAUUAGUGGAAUCUCAUGCUCCCGUGCUCUGUUUUUGGCACUCCACCCUGUUUUCGCAUUUCAUGGCCUUGUGGAAUAGUUUAUAGUAAUAAGAGAACAAGAUUUUACAGGUAUAUCAUUGGUCUUCAUGUUAUUGAGAUGUUUGUUUUGCAGUGUCCUAGAUAACUGGUUCCGAACUAAAGUUUUGAUUCAUUUCUGUCUU
Messenger RNA from Durio zibethinus, 1633 nucleotides. Its product is annotated as large ribosomal subunit protein uL4. Gene Ontology annotation, biological process: translation. The record is from RefSeq and is a predicted model, not a curated record. Gene Ontology annotation, molecular function: structural constituent of ribosome. NCBI's taxonomy places the organism in Eukaryota, Viridiplantae, Streptophyta, Magnoliopsida, Malvales, Malvaceae. Gene Ontology annotation, cellular component: ribosome.